This is a messenger RNA of Daldinia vernicosa, 1119 nucleotides long. Its product is annotated as NAD(P)-binding protein. The record is from RefSeq and is a predicted model, not a curated record. The coding region runs from base 188 to 1114 and encodes 308 amino acids. The transcript has 3 exons. Lineage: Eukaryota; Fungi; Ascomycota; Sordariomycetes; Xylariales; Hypoxylaceae.
GUUGAAGUGUCCUUGUGUACAAUAUAUAAAGAACCUAUGGGUUUAUAAUACGGUAGUUAGCACACAUAUAUAGCAUGGGAUAUACUAACUCGAACAUGCGUCUAUUUAUCUUCAAAGCCACUCAUACUACUCCCUUUUGAUUGUGCCAGCUUGACUGUUGUUCACUUAACUAGCAAGUACGCUUACGAUGGAUGCACCAAAUACGAAACCUUAUCACCUACCCUCAGAUGCCGUCUGGUUCAUUACCGGAUGCUCUUCUGGAAUUGGCCAAUCUCUGGCUCAGCUCAUCACGCAGACCUCAAACCGCGUGGUAGCUACGGCACGCAAAGUGUCGGCUUUAUCGAGCCUUCCAACGAAUGACCAUGUCCUCAAGCUAGAGCUAGACGUCACUUCUAUCCCUAGUAUCGAAGCUGCUCUCCAAGUCACGGUAGAAAGGUUUGGCCGUAUUGACGUCGUAGUCAACAACGCAGGCUAUACCCUCGUUGGUGAUACCGAAGCUGCAGAAGACCAGGAAUCCCGGGCAGUGUUAGACACGAACUUCUGGGGUAUGGUAGACGUGACUAAGAGAGCUCUGGGAAUUAUGAGGGAUGUGAAUCCCAACACUGGACAACAGGGCGGUGUAAUUUUAAAUCUGAGCUCUAUGGGUGGCUGGUCGGGUUAUCCGGGAAGCUCCUUUUAUCAUGCCAGUAAAUUCGCCAUGGAAGGAUGGACAGAGUCUGUGGCGAAGGAGUUGCCGGCUUCGUGGAAUAUUCAUUUAUGCAACAUCGAGCCUGGGGGCGUGAAGACCAACUACGCGACCUCUUCUCUUAAACACAUGGCCAAAAGACACCCAGCCUAUGCCGAGCCUAACUAUCCCACGAACGUCUUGCUAGCCUACAUGCUAAAUGAGGAAUGCCGCAGCUUGUGGUCAGAGCCGAGUGCUUUAGCCGCAGCAAUGUAUCAAGUUGUAAGCCGCGGGCAGCGAAUUCCGAUUCGGGUGCCGUUGGGAGCCGAUUCUUGGGGGAUGAUAGCGAAGGACCUCGAGGACACUAAGAAAGACCUGGACGACUUGAAAGAGAUCAGCUUAGGCGUGGGUGAUCCGAAGCAGCUGGAGACUAUCAACUUUUUGAAGUAGUCUAG